CGGACGGACACAAAGGAGAGGAGCGGCCGGUCGCGGACGCGGGCCGCGGGCCGGGCGCCGGGCGGCCUUAUCACCGCGGGGCACACAGUCGGCUCGCGCGGCCCGCGACGCACGCCUUGACUCGCGCUCCGCUCGCAUCCGCUCCGCCGCGCCGCGCCGUCGCUCAGUGACUUGUGAACAACUGAUCAGUGAAACUGGAACCAGUGACUCGUGCCGCGCAUUGCGCACCCGAGCUAUAUUUUUAUUGGUCGGAGUGCUUCAUUCACGGACGUUUAUAAUAUAGCAAUAACGGCUGGCCUGUCAAAAAUUGUAAACACAGCACACGUGCCCGCUCGCAAGAAGCGAGAGGUGAAAAUGGCGACCAAGGGCAAGCGUCCGAUGCGCGCCCUGACGCCAGGCGACAAGAUCGAGGCCAUCCAGCGCGUCAACGACGGCGAGUCCAAAGCGUCAGUGGCGCGCGACAUCGGCGUGCCCGAGUCCACGCUACGCGGCUGGUGCAAGAACGAGGACAAGCUGCGCUACAUGACCUCACGGCUGUCUUCGCCCGACACUGACAAGAGUAACGACGAGGAGCCGCCCGACAAGCGCGCGCGCACUGUCUCCCCCGCCGCGCCCUCGCCGCCUGCGCCCUCCGGACUCGACCUCACCGCGCCCGUCGCCGCCGCUGCACAACUCCCACCACAACCAGUUGACGCACCCGUCGAGUUGACCACCAAACGAGUAGACCCCGUGCCUGCGCCGCACCCGCCCCGCGAGCGGCGCCCCGACCCUGGUGCCAGUGUCUCCAUGAGCGCUAUCAGCCCGUUGUCGGGACUCGGACACAUCCCCGGCCUCGCACACUCACACCUAGGCCUGAGUUUCAAUGAGAUCGCAACCAACCUCACAUUGCUAGCGCAACUCAACCCUGGCCUGUCCGCGCUCUCCGCGCAACCGUCUAGUCUCCUGCGCUCCGUGCGCUCACCGAAGCCCGCACACAAUGGCGUGCUCAACAUGAAUGAAAGCAAACACCGAAGUAAGUCACAUCACUCAGAUCCGUACCGCCAUAUCGGAUCCAAGUCUAGCCACCAUGGGACAGCAACCUCCACUGCGAGUCAACCAGUGGAUGACACACUGUGGUAUUGGCUCAAAACACAACAAGCUAUGUUAGAUCUCACCGCGCAGACAACCGCCGCUCAUCCCCUGCAGCUCGGCAAAGCGAACGACGCCACCAUGCAAGCAAAACCAGUAGCGCCCGCUGCUCCUGUCAAUCCGCAUCUGGAUUAUAACAGGAAUUCCUGGCUGUGGCAAUACUACAAGCAAUUCGGCGGAGCAAUGCCACUGCCCGACGAUAAGCACAAGUCUGCCGCACAGGUGCCAAAAGACAAAACCGCAGAAAACAUUCUCUACUCCCAACUGACAAAAGGCAAAGGCGAGGAGGAAAAAGUAUUAACGACGAUGCACACAGAACGAUCACAUUUGAGGGAGGAAGAGGCCCGCAGCACUCCGAAAGAGGAACCGCGUGCCGCGGAACCUCCCGCGAGUCCCGAUAUGGGAACAGAAAAUAAAGAACCUUCCACGGAACGUAGCAAUGAAUCUGCCAAGACCCAGACGAAGGCGCGAACCGUCCUCGACAACUUGCUGUUCAAUAACACAAGCCCCACAGCGGCGAACAAAGAGAGCCGGAGCGAGAAUCUGGCCAACGGCGAGUGGGAGGCAGGCGCGGCGGAGGCGCUGGAGCACGGCGACAAGUUCCUCGCGUGGCUGGAGGCGAGCGGCGACCCGAGCGUGACGCGCAUGCACGUGCACCAGCUGCGCGCGCUGCUGCACAAUCUGCGCGCGCGCCGAGUGCCGCCACCGGACGCCGACGCCGACCACCACCAUCACCACCAUGCCGACCACGCGGCGCGCCGCAAGUAGACGCCGCGCCGCGCGCCACGCUCGCUACAGGGAAUUAUUCAAUUAUGUACAUAGUUACGUCGUCGCCAGUAAGCGUUCACUUGUGAUAUGUGUAGCCAAAUUUGCGUAAUUUCUUUGUUCUAAAAGAAAAGCUAUGCAUUAUUUUCUUUAGUAUGUAAGUGUAAGCUCCACCACGAUCCACUGUUUGAGCGUCGUCGCAUCGCGGGCGCUCCUCCCCACGACAUGUAAAACUCGAUAGACAAUUUGUAUAAAUGUAUGUUGUACCCGGCGUGCAUCACUUCCGAUGCACCGCACUGAACUGUUACAUGUUUAGGUUAAGUAGUGAAGCUGUAUGUUGCCAUUCGACGAUUACAUUCCUAGUUGUACCCUUACUGUAGUUCAUAGUUCGAUCCCUAAGUUCUACCUCAAGUCAAAACUAUACUAAGUCACGCACGACGUCCUUUCAACCGUUCACUGAGUGGUAGAUGUGUGUGUAUGUAUGUGUAUGUAUGUCUGUACGUCUGUACGUGCGAGGGUGGCUGUUGGAGGGCGGGUGGCGAGCGAGGUCGGGCGCGUGACGCUAGUGUCGCUGACGAUACCAAAUAUUAAAGGAUGCGAACGUAUUGUUGUGCCAAUCGUACGAACAAGGUAAUAUUGUUAAGAUAUAGAUGACUCUAUCGCGUUAGCUAAGCGCUCGUUGUGUAAAUGUUUUCUAUUGCUCAGUAUUUUAUAUAAAUUGUAGAUAUAUAACCCUAACGUCUCGACUCGGAAUUGUAUUAUACGUUAAAGUUAACAGUUAAGGACACUGUGAUCAAAAUUAUAAAUUAUUGAGAGAUUAUUAAUAUUGUAAGUACAUUCCUAAUUAUUAAUAGAGUGUGUUAUUGUAAUGUUAUGGAAGUAUUGUCCAAAGCGGUGGUGCGUGUGAGCAGGUAACUCGGUACGUUCUACAGAACUGUCUCCCACAAUGAACGUAUGAUUUGCAUUUCGUGUUAAUUAUAUCUCCACUUGGAAAAUUAUUCGAGAGAUAAUAUUUUGUACAAAA
Messenger RNA from Manduca sexta (tobacco hornworm), 2917 nucleotides. Its product is annotated as protein distal antenna. Gene Ontology annotation, molecular function: DNA binding. NCBI's taxonomy places the organism in Eukaryota, Metazoa, Arthropoda, Insecta, Lepidoptera, Sphingidae. The record is from RefSeq and is a predicted model, not a curated record.